AUGGACAAAACGAUAGUACUAUUAAUGGAUAACCAAUUCAGAAAGCUUCCAGCCGACAACGCAGUGAAUACAAAGUUGUUUCUGGAGUCAGUGGCAUAUCUUCCACCUUUUUUUUACUGCCUGGGGUCAAAAGUAUUUGCUCCUAUCAAAUCAGACAUCAGUGGCAAUAUAACAAAAAUCCGAGGUGUGUUUGACAAGGACCCUGCCAAGUAUGCAACUCUACAGCAGAUAGUGGAGGCAGAGAAGGAGACACGUGGCACAGAGUGGCCCAAAGUGGGAGCCACCUUGGCCCUAAUGUGGCUGAAGAGAGGUCUCUGUUUCAUUCAGAUCCUGCUGCAGAGCUUGGCAGACGGAGAGAAAGACGAGAACAACCCUCACCUCAUCCGUGUUAACAUCACCAAAGCCUACGACCAGGCCCUGAAGAAAUACCACGGCUGUCUCGUGCAGAAGAUCUUUAAGGCGGUGUUGCUUGCAGCACCCUACAAGUCAGACUUUAUCAAGGCCCUGUCAAAAGGUCAAGAGGUCACAGAGGAGGACUGCAUGGCUAGUGUAUGCCAGUUCCUCGUCAAUUUCACAGCCACUGUGGAUGCCAUCUAUGAGAUGUGCACAACGCUGAAUGCAGAGCUGGACUGUAGCGUGUGAUGUUGUCCCCCAAACCGGACUGCAGCAGCAUCCUGCUUGUUACUUUCUUUGCCUUCUGUUUUUCGUCCUUUCUCUCAGGUGAUGGGACAUUCCAUCUUUUGAGGGUUGAGGAUUCUAUUUCAAAGAAGACGUUUUCAUCCGUGUCACCAUUUUUAUUAUUACUUUUCUGUCCCUCCUUUUAAAUCCCUCCCUACUGAAUGUUGAUAGUUUGGCCCAUGAUGAGUUGCUACUGGACAGAAAGUGGCAUAUUCCGUGUUGAGUGUUUUUUAAUUCGUACAGGUCUAGCACAGCUCUUGGUGCGGUCUGAUGCUGCUACACAUGAUUCACCACAGGUAAGAGACAUUCAGAAGUGAUAUCCUGAGAUCUGGUCAGUGUUAUUUUAAUACAGCAUCUCUUUCUCUGUGGGAGGGGAGAAUAUUCCUGCUAUUGAUUCGCAUUGCACAUGACUCAUAAAAUUCCUACUGUAACUCUGCCAAGAAAUGUGAAAAAAAAAGCUUGGUCCCAGGGAUGUACUGGGCCGUACACACUACCCUCUGUAGUGCCUUGUGGUCGGAGGCCGAGCAGUUGCCAUACCAGGCAGUGAUGCAACCAGUCAGG
Molecule: messenger RNA, 1239 nt
Organism: Oncorhynchus gorbuscha (pink salmon)
Lineage: Eukaryota; Metazoa; Chordata; Actinopteri; Salmoniformes; Salmonidae
Product: glycolipid transfer protein-like
Exons: 7
Coding region: 1-642 (213 amino acids)
Biological process (GO): ceramide transport; intermembrane lipid transfer
Cellular component (GO): cytoplasm; cytosol; membrane
Molecular function (GO): ceramide 1-phosphate binding; ceramide 1-phosphate transfer activity
Source: RefSeq, a predicted model, not a curated record